Messenger RNA from Panicum virgatum (switchgrass), 3080 nucleotides. RefSeq lists its product as uncharacterized. The record is from RefSeq and is a predicted model, not a curated record. Bases 198 to 2717 code for a protein of 839 amino acids. Lineage: Eukaryota; Viridiplantae; Streptophyta; Magnoliopsida; Poales; Poaceae. The transcript has a single exon.
AGCACCUCCACUCCCUGCUCUCCUCGCUAUCCAUACCAGCCACAGUCUCAAGCUCAAUCACCGCACUAGAGGGGGAGGCUGCCAGCGCCACCACCAACAAACCCUAAUUUUUUCCCUCCCCACCGCAUCUAGCAGACCGGCGCAGCCCAGCAGCGGCAUUGCACAAGCCCCCCCCCCCCCCCCCCCCCCCCCCCCUCAUGCGCCGCAAGAAGCACCUGGACCGGGGCGGCGGCGGCGGCACGGAGCUCUUCAUCUGCUUCACCUCCCGCCCCUCCGCAGCCUCCACCGCAUCCGUCGCCGCCGCCGGCGCGCCGUCCUCCCUCCGCCCCUCCAGCUCCUCCAAGCUCCUCAGCCCCGGCCGUGGCAGCGCCGGCGCCGGAGCAGAGGCCGUGCCAGCCCCGCCACUGCACCCAUCGCUCAGCCGCCGCCUGCGCAACAGCGGGAGCCUGAAGGGCGGCCAGUCGCCCAUGUUCCCGUCGGGGUCCACAGGCGGAGGCCGCCGCGGCCGGGGUGGGUUCGAGCCCGCCGAGCCGUCCUCUCCCAAGGUCACCUGCAUCGGCCAGGUCCGCGUCAAGGGAGGCAAGCGCAAGCCCAAGCACGCCUCCGCCGCGGCGCUGCGCUCCCGCUCCAGGCGCGGCGGGGUCGGCGGCGGCGGAAGCGCGGAGGCCAGCUUCCGCCGCGCCGGCGACGACCGGGACGGCCCCCAGGGUAAGAACCAGGGCUGGGUGUACCAGAUCCCGGUCAACAUCUGCGAGGCGCUCAAGACAUUCGGCUCCUGCGGCGGCCGCUCGCUCUGCUCGCCGUCACGGCCGGGUGGCGUCGGCGAGCGGGGCGCGCUCUCCGGCGACGCACACGGUGGCAAGAAGCGGCGGCAGCGCGCGCCGGCUGGGGGCAGCUGGCUGUGCGGCGCUGCCGUGGCGAGGUGCCUCUUGGCUAUCCAGGAGGAGGACGACGACGAGGUCGGCAAGGGAGCCGCCGUUGUGCCGGCUGAGGAGAUGAGGGCGUCGGACGUGGGGCUCGUCAUGGAAGGGUGGGAUGUCGAGGAGGAGGAGAAGGCCGUGAUGGUGGGGGAGGUGGAGGUGGAGAAGAAAGAUGAGAUCUUGGUGGUGGGGAAGGAGGAACAAGGGAGGGUCAGCGUCUGCAUCCCCCCGAGGAACGCGCUGCUGCUAAUGCGCUGCCGUUCAGACCCGGUCCGUAUGGCUGCUCUUGCUACCCGCUUCUGGGGGUCUCCAGCAGCAGCCACCGUGGAGCAGGUGGGUGAUGAUUUGGCUGGUGGCGUCGACAACGAUGAGGAAGGAGGAGGGGAAGAUGAGGCUGAGGCUGAACCAGAGGAGUGCAAAGAUGAAGCUCGUCAUUCAGCUGUCUCUGUCAAAGAUGUGAAUUGCGACGACUCUGGUGGUGGUGACAUUGGUGGUGGUGAAGCAGGGGAGAUAGAUCAAGCACAGGCAGAAACUGAAGAGAGCUCUAAACGUGGAGAUCUUGUUGAAGAAGAGAAGGAUGUAUCCUGCAGAGUAGAGGUAGAGGAAACACAAAUUGUUCGGAAAGAUGCUGCUUUGGAGGUUUCGUCGGGAGAAGACACUGCAGUGGAAAACCAAGGGCUGAGCAUGGUGGAGCUGGUGGUGGGUAAGGGGGAGGAAGACGCACCAGCACUAGAAAAAGUUGCAGACGAGGUGAAGGGGAGGAGGUCAAUCAGCAGCUAUUCUCCCUCGGCAGGCCUGAAGGAGGACCGCAACAGAUUGAGACGGUUGAGUAGCAGGAGGCGUGUCAGUACUAGCAGCAGGGCCUCAUCGGCUAGCGAUAGGGUUGGCAGGCGGCACAGCUUUUCAGCUGAGACGGAGGCACGGCGGUCUAGCUUCUCGAGCUUGAAGGAUUCAAGGAGGGCUAGUUUCUCCAUUGACAGAGAUGGCCGGAGGUGGAGCUUCUCAAUUGAACAGGAGCAUCUUGUUGCGGAGCCGAAGGUGCUGAUGGCGUCGAGGAAGGGUAACAAAACUUCAUCUGAGCAAGAGUCGGAGAAAGAUUGUGCUGUUGCUGUUGCUCCAAACAGUGCUGAGGAAGGCCAAGAAUCCUACGAUGAUGGAAAGGAAGAAGAAACUACCAAGAAUGGAGAGGAAGGAGAGACGCAAGGCGUGGAAAUGAACCAGGAAGUUCAGAAAGUAGAAACCAGAGCUGAAGAUGGUGAGGCAGGACCUGUGGUACAGAGGCGGAAGAAGAGCGGUGAAUUGCCAGAUUGCCUCCUCCUGAUGAUGUAUGAACCAAAGCUCUCCAUGGAGGUCUCCAAGGAGACAUGGGUCUGCAGCACUGAUUUCGUUCAUUGGAAGUCUUGCCAGGGCAAGAAUAACCGUAAUGGUCACCCACAAAAGGCUUCUGCUAGUGGAAAUGAUGCAGCUAUUGCUACAGGGGAGCCUGGAGAUAAGGAGAAUGCUGAAGGCAGCACUGUUGUGAACGUUUCACAAGAGUGCAAAGAUCCAUCAAAGGUGAACUUGGCUGCAGCGCCUAAGCCACCUCCAGUUGCUCAGAAGACACCACUAAAACCAGGUACAACUGAACAGAAGAUGAAGCUAGAGCUGCCGCUCGUCACCAAUGCGGCAGCCUAUGCCCCAUUUGUUCUGAAACGAUGCAAAUCAGAGCCGAUGCGGUCAUCGGCACGUCUGGCUCCCGAUGCCUGCUUCUGGAAGGACCGCCAUCGGCCCCUCAAUGCCACAGGAGUUGGAUUCUGAUUCCGGCCAGACCGAGCCACUGGUAUGCAAUGCCUAGUUAGCUAGUGAGUUCACUGAGAUUGGGAGCCUGUUGUGUAAUAGUAGAGAGAGGGAGAGGUUCUUUGAUUGUGCUUUGUGCUGUUAUGUGAUGCGUGGACACCACCAAAUAAUAGCAUGUUGUUGAGUUACAUGAGAUAGGUUAGGGAGGAGUAUAAUGUAAAUCUCGUGGGUUUGUUUCAUUCGGUGUGCUAAUUCAAUUUUCCUUUGAUGAGAUUAUCUAAUGUACUAUAUAGUUUCCCCCCAUGGGUAUCUUCAUGUUUUUGGUUCAUAUAGAGUUGUUUGUAAGUUGUAACCUUUAAAAAUUUGAAGCUGCAUCUUUGUUUA